Symsagittifera roscoffensis is the source of this 1941-nucleotide messenger RNA. RefSeq names its product leukocyte surface antigen CD53-like. The transcript has 3 exons. Gene Ontology annotation, cellular component: plasma membrane. Bases 946 to 1710 code for a protein of 254 amino acids. The record is from RefSeq and is a predicted model, not a curated record. Lineage: Eukaryota; Metazoa; Xenacoelomorpha; Acoela; Convolutidae.
AAAAUCUACCACUUUGUUGUAGCAUAGCGUGUGAAAAAUAAAAAGAAAACUUGGUUUUAAAAAAACUAUUUUUUACAACUGUGUAAUUUGUUUUUCGGUGGUCAGUUAGCGUUCAUUUCCCCUACUCGGCUUUUUUUGGAAGGAAGUUUUAAAGACAAAUAUAUCUCUUUUUCCGUCGCUUAGUUCGCUAUAUUUGUGUUGCUUUUCAAUAUAUUUUUGUUGUUAUGCAAGUGGCGCAAAGCUUCGCUUCGCCUGUGUUGAAAUUUUUUAUGUGAAGAACAGGUCGUAAGAAUAUCUCCUACAUAAGAUGCUAAUUCCUUAUAUAGUAGAGAAGCAAAAAAGAUUUAGUAGUGGUUUAAAAAAACUUCGAUAACACCAGAGCACCCAAGCCUCGGAUGUUUUUGGAUUCUGCUAGCAGAAGCCGCACCGUAACAGAAUCUUUGCUGCUAAAAAUAACUAUAGAGUGUAGUUGCAGGAAAUUUUUUUUGCAGGAACUCUCCAAUGAUAAGAGCAGGUUUUUAAACAAAUCUUUAGAAAAACCAGCGAAUGUGAAGCCUCAUUUAGCUGUUUGUUUGUUCUAAGGGACAUUGCUAGACCUCGCCCUCUUUCUUUUUGAACAUAUCGCCCUCUUUCGUACUGAACAUCUUAAAAGUUUGGUGAUGAAAAUUUAACGAAUAUGUUAAAAUAAGUAGGUCAGCUCAAAAGACACCAAUAAAUGCUUCAAAGGGCCGUACGCUAUUUGAAUGUUCCAUUUUCAAACAUGCUACUAAUAGUUUAAUUUCGGAGUGUUGCGAUUAUUCCAACUAUUUCCGCUCAACAUUUGCUGAUCAAAUAUCCAUAUCGCUCUUUAAUUGAGCUUGACAUUUCAAUACUGUUCAUCGUGAGAGAAGUUUGUUUCUUAGUUGAGAACGAUUUGAUUUGUAAAGUAAUAGCUUUGUGCUUAAAAUGGACUGCUUGUUGGCAAUCACGAAGAUUUUUUUCUUCAUUUUCACCCUUGCUCUGUGGGUGGUGGGAGUUGCUGCCUUCGGACUCUCUGUGUACGUACUGGUGAAGUAUGACUACCUGUAUGACACUGCGGAUACAUACACAAUGUCCUACGUCUCCAUCACAAUCCUCAUUGGCUCUGCUCUUCUGGUGAUUCUGGGAUUCCUGGGUUGCUGUGGAACUUGGAGAAAGAGCAAGUGCAUGCUGUACCUGUUCGCAGUCUUCCUCGGCAUCAUACUGAUCGCUGAACUGGCUCUAUGUUUUUAUGCUGUGAUUGAGCGAGCAGACAUUGACGACACGGUCACCAAGGGACUCGAAAAGACCCAGAAACAAUAUCUGACGGACGAGAACACGUUCAAAGCGUGGGACACGAUGCAGAGUGAGCUUAAGUGCUGUGGAGUGGAACAGGGGCCCUCUGAUUGGAAUGAUAUUCUAGGAAACCGGACAGUUCCCUACUCGUGCUGCGCGAGUAGCGUGUGCAAAGCGACAAAAUACCCCUGUGACGGUAGUUCGGACAUGAAGGACAAGCCUGAUUGUGCAGCGCCAGUCGGAGGCGUCGGCGCUUACUCGGACGGAUGUGGAACCAAACUGACAGAUACUCUUAAAGACAACUUCGCCAUCAUCGCUGCCUGUGGACUUGUGUUCGCAUUCCUGCAGCUCCUCGGAGUGGUCUCGGCUGUACAGAUUGGAGGAUCUGUCUACAAGGCACCGAAUCAGUAUGCCUAAAUCGAAGCAGAAACGCAUUUGUGGUUUCAAUGGGCGACAAAUCACUGGACGGGUUUCAUAUAGAUUAAAUGACUGAAUCGAUCAUUUUUUUGUCAUAGCUAUUUUUGUCUAUCUAUUCUCACUAGCUAUUUAUUUACUAUAUAAAAGCGAAAAGAUUAAUACCCAAAUUUUUUGCCUCCUCCCGGUUAUGAAUAUUGUUCCUAUAUUAAUAAUUUAAGUGUUCAAAAACUG